ACUAAACUCAAUUCGUACCCUUCAAACCACCAUCGAGGUUAGCGUUGGAUCAACAUGGCGGCGUUGAAGCUCCUCAGCACGGGGAUGGGGUUUCUGCAGUCGUCCUUGCCGCUUUGUAGACAGGCCUACAGAAGUUCAGUUGGAGUGGUGGAGCAGGUCCGGAACUACUAUGUUGACUGGAGGAUGUUACGGGAUGUGAAAAGGAGACAGUUGGCUUUUGAAUAUGCAGAUACAAGACUGCGCAUCAAUGCCAUUAGGAAGAAUACUAUUUUGCCAAAAGAGUUGCAGGAGAUAGCUGAUAAAGAAAUAGCCGCACUUCCUCGAGACAGUUGUCCUGUGCGCAUUCGCAACAGGUGUGUGAUGACAUCACGUCCACGUGGAUUAAAGCGCAGGUGGCGUCUCAGUCGCAUUGUUUUUCGCCAUUUAGCAGACCACAACCAGAUGUCAGGAAUACAGAGAUCCAUGUGGUGAUCAGCCACCAUCAUGGGAUUCUUCUAAAACCUUGUCAUAAACGAGAAGAUAUUCUUGCAUAGAAUGCAAAGAGACAGAACCUGAAAACCAACAAGCUCACUGUUUGUUGUAAUUUUUGUUUCCUACUGAAUUGAUUCAGAUUUUAGCAUUGUCUUUUUUUUUUUUGUCUAUAACUGAAGUUAUUUUGUUGUACAUACAAUAAAAAGGUGGUAUGUGCUACUUUCGUGUUUUUGGGGUUUUUUUUACUCUGAAAUAUUUUAUUUUGACUAAUUUGACUAAUUAUUAAAAUAAAUACAUAAAGAGGAUGAGGACGUCUACAGUACAUGUUUUAUCAUCAACACAAAUUUGAACAUUGAAACUU
This is a messenger RNA of Puntigrus tetrazona (Sumatra barb), 832 nucleotides long. RefSeq names its product mitochondrial ribosomal protein S14 (gene mrps14). Gene Ontology annotation, cellular component: ribosome; mitochondrial small ribosomal subunit. The record is from RefSeq and is a predicted model, not a curated record. The transcript has 3 exons. Gene Ontology annotation, molecular function: structural constituent of ribosome. NCBI's taxonomy places the organism in Eukaryota, Metazoa, Chordata, Actinopteri, Cypriniformes, Cyprinidae. Gene Ontology annotation, biological process: translation. Bases 55 to 471 code for a protein of 138 amino acids.